Messenger RNA from Chara braunii, 1922 nucleotides. The record is from the annotation of a GenBank genome assembly. NCBI's taxonomy places the organism in Eukaryota, Viridiplantae, Streptophyta, Charophyceae, Charales, Characeae.
GCAGAAUAUCACUGCGGACUGUCCUUUUGAAGAUAUGAUCUCAUAAUAAUUUUAGGUUCAUGACAAAUCUUUUUCUUGGCUUGGCUAUUUGUGGCAUUGUGCAGACUAUGGAUGCUUCUCAGUGGCUUCAGUUACUGUUCAGUGCCCGCAUUGUGGAGCUCCAUUUGACUGUGAGUGACGCGAAACUUGCCUUUUAUGCAAGCUUGUUCUUCACCACAGAGGACAUCACCAAGCUCAGGGGGCUGUCACAUUCAGCAUCUUUUGUGGAUUUUCUUGAGGCACUUGCGCGACUGGCAAGUAGGCUAAGGAUUCCGAAUGAGGACGAUGUGAAAAUAUUUGUCAGUGAUGGGUUCAAGUAUGUUACGUUUCAGUACUUUGAAAACUUGUUUCAGCAAUGGCCAUCGCUGCCAUGGCAGAGACAGACACCAUCCGGAAAGAGUCGGCCAAGUUCAAGGACAAGCACAGAUCGCAGUGUGAUUCUACUCACACCGCAGGCUGAAGGAAAGAACGAAACUGAGAAGAAGGUGUCCUUUGGUGGAAAUGCACGAACCGCAUCACAGUUGGAGUUCGGAAUCCGGUCACGUCAGAGUAACAGCACAUUCAGUUCCAUGACAACAACUCCGAAGAGGACACCAGAUGCUGGGAUUGGCAGGAGAAACUCGCCAGAUGGUGCUGGUGGUGUGUCGCCCUUGCUCCCUAUGCCGGCCAAGCGAACACCCACAUCCAGGGGGGAGCUGGAGAGCCUCGCUGAAGGAACAGCGCCAAGUACAGCACCGAGCAUGUCCUUUAAGAAUCCAUCUAUAACAAGUCCCCAGUAUUCGAUAUCUGGAACGCCCAGUGCCCGUGGAAGCUUUACUCUACAGCGCCAGGGCAGCUCCAUGGACCAGUACCGUGCGCCUACUGCCCGCAGGUCAUCCAUCGUUGGAAUUCGAAAGAACUCAGACAAAGGGUUGCAGAGACUUCUGAGUGGGGAAGCAUGGCAACAACAAGACGAGGAGGUCCGCAACAGACGUAGAUUGUCAUUACCAAUAUACGAUUUUGGUGACAAUCCCGCCACACGUAGAGCAUCACUACCAUCUUUUGAUUUGGCUGACAAAGGCAAACGAAGAGCGUCUGCAUCAUCUGUAACUGGAGAUCUCUUGGCUCAGUUCAAACUGGCAUCCAGGCAACCAAGCUUAGCCUAUGUCCGACAACUUCGUAGGAUCAAUUUCCCUCUCCUUAUAAAGAAAUCCCUCUGCGAACGGGUGAAGCGCGACCAUCUCAUGUGGCUCAACUUCAUUUCUACUGGCACCUCUGGGAGCAUAAUAUCUAAUGGGACCACCAACUCAUUGGCACAAGCAUAUGACAGCAGUUUGGAAGACCAUCACAGAAGUGUGAAAGUUGCCACCUAUAAGGUUCCCAUGGUGGAAAGCUCAGAGAUUGACAGCUUGUUUGAUGUAUCAGCUGAUCCGCUUGAUCCUUUGCCCGGGAAAUUGCAACAACUCAUCGAACUAAUCACUUGUGGGCUGGCAAAGACAUUCCAGCUUCAUGACCCCCAAAACCUGAAAAAAUAUCUCCUAGCACAUCUAAAGGACAGCAACAAUUUGGGACCCCCAAAGCCGUCCUAGGUAGGAUUGCUCCUUUAUGUCGGAAGUCUUUGUGAUUAACGCAGACGAACACUUCGAAUGGGAGCAGCAGCCAUAAGACAGCCGAUUGCACCAUUUUCUGUUUUGCGAGAAGUAAUGCCCUGGCAAGCACCGUACGAAGGUUGCUAAGCUUCUUCUGUUUCUUUUCCAUGCAUCUGUUCCCCACUGUCCAUAGACUCCAUACUCAUCUCCCUCCUCCUCCUCCUCCUCCUCCUCUGCUGUUCCACCUCUCCUACUCCGCCGACGGACCUCCGUGGGGUCCAAAUUAGCCCAGGACAGAGUAAGCCAGUGAAAGUC